AUGGUUUGGAUCCGAGCCAUGUGCUUCAGCCCAGACAGCACACUGACUGCUCAGACUCAGGCUCUCAGAUGGGCAGAGUCCGUUACCUUUUACACAGACCCAUACUCUGAUGAAGUGCUUUGGGAGGUUUUGCUUGCAGGAACGUGUACCCCUAAGUGCAGUAAAGAGAAACAAAGGAGGAAGCAGAUUGCAGAUGCGGAGGAGAACUGUAUAAAAAGCAUGGUGUCCACCAGAGAUUUCCAUCUGUUGUCAGUGCACAAUGCUUCAGAUUACCUUAUGCUCAUUGUGUGCUUAAGGACAGAGCAGGAUGAUGGCAAGGCUUCACAGAUGCUUAACACCGAAGACAUUACUGGACUACUGGACUUUCUAAGCCUGUUUAGAAUUCCUAUUCGGCGCUACCUGCGAGGUGGCUGCCAUCUCCUUUGCGGCAUCACGGCUGCCCUCCGGCCUCUGGUGAAGCCCAAGAUCGUCAAAAAGAGGACCAAGAAGUUCAUCCGGCACCAGUCAGACCGAUAUGUCAAGAUUAAUCGAAACUGGCGGAAACCCAGGGGUAUUGAUAACAGGGUAAGGAGAAGAUUCAAGGGCCAGAUCCUGAUGCCCAACAUUGGUUAUGGGAGCAACAAGAAAACCAAGCACAUGCUGCCUAGUGGCUUCCGGAAGUUUCUGGUCCACAACGUCAAGGAGCUGGAGGUGCUGCUGAUGUGCAACAAGUCUUACUGUGCUGAGAUUGCUCACAAUGUUUCCUCCAAGAACCGAAAAGCCAUCGUGGAAAGAGCAGCGCAGCUGGCCAUCAGAGUCACCAAUCCCAAUGCUAGGCUGCGCAGCGAAGAGAAUGAGUAGAUGGCUUGCGUGCAC
Messenger RNA from Microtus oregoni (creeping vole), 855 nucleotides. RefSeq lists its product as uncharacterized. The transcript has 4 exons. Gene Ontology annotation, biological process: translation. Gene Ontology annotation, cellular component: ribosome; cytosolic large ribosomal subunit. The record is from RefSeq and is a predicted model, not a curated record. Bases 1 to 840 code for a protein of 279 amino acids. Gene Ontology annotation, molecular function: structural constituent of ribosome. NCBI's taxonomy places the organism in Eukaryota, Metazoa, Chordata, Mammalia, Rodentia, Cricetidae.